CUAGCUUACGGUCCACAGUGUAGGCUAGCAAAAUAAAGGGAUUAUAUACUGUAUGUAGAUUAUUCUGAUCAAUUACUACUCAAAUAACAUGUUGGAGAUGCUUGAAUACAGCCACUAUCAGGUGCAGUCCCACCUGGAGAAUCCCACCAAAUACCACAUCCAGCAGGCCCAGAGGCAGCAGGUCCGGCAGUAUCUGUCCACCACCCUGGGUGGUAAAGCAGGCAGCCAGUGCCCCAGCCAGCCCCCCGAGCACGGCAUGCCACCCGGGCCCGGCAGCAGCGCUCCCAACAGUCCCAUGGCCCUGCUCACCCUCAGCUCCAACUGUGAGAAAGAGGUACACCUGCUCAUGAGCACACGCCUUCAUCAUAUUCCGUUCAGUUACCCUGAUAAAUGGUCAUUAUUCUUCAAUCCAAUGUGGUUGUGUGCUCUACAGAUGGAUGAUGUCAUUGACGACAUUAUUAGCUUGGAGUCAAGUUACAAUGAAGAUGUUCUUGGACUUAUGGACCCAGGCCUCCAAAUAAACAACCCGCUCCCUGUGUCUGGUAACCUUCUUGAUGUGUACGGCAACCAAGGUCUUCCACUCCCCGGCCUCGCCAUCAGCAACUCCUGUCCACCCAACAUUAAGAGGGAAUACACCGUCUGCCUUCGAUUCACAGAGGCUGAAGUUCGUGCUCUUGCUAAAGAGAGACAGAAGAAAGACAACCACAACUUGAUUGAACGCAGACGGAGAUUCAACAUAAACGAUCGCAUCAAGGAGCUGGGAACCUUGAUACCCAAGUCAAAUGAUCCAGACAUGCGCUGGAAUAAGGGUACCAUUCUGAAAGCCUCAGUUGACUACAUCAGGAGGCUACAGCGGGAGCAGCAGAGAGCAAAGGAGCUCGAGUGCAGACAGAGGAAGCUGGAGCAUGCAAACCGUCAUCUGAUGCUUCGUAUACAGGAGUUGGAGAUCCAGGCCCGUGCUCAUGGUCUCACAGUGGUGUCAUCCCCGUCUGUCUGCACAUCGGAUUUGAUGGCGAGAGCCAUUAAACAGGAGCCCGUCCUCGGCGACUGCCCCUCAGAUCUCUACCACCAUAGCUCGACUCCUGACAUGUCCCCACCAACCACACUGGACCUCAACAACGGCACCAUCACCUUCGACCAGAUUCCCGCAGACGCUGGGGACCCUGACCCCUACGGAAACUCCAGGACCUGUAAAAUGAAGGAAUUGGUAAGGGACAACACCCUGUCACCAAUUUCCCCCAGUGAUCCCCUGCUGUCCUCGAUGUCCCCUGAUGGCUCAAACAACAUCUGCAGCAGUCACCACAGUUCCUGCUCUAGCAUGGAGGAGAAGGAGCAAGGCUGUUAGCACUGCCCAGUGC
This is a messenger RNA of Chelmon rostratus (copperband butterflyfish), 1358 nucleotides long. RefSeq names its product melanocyte inducing transcription factor a (gene mitfa). Gene Ontology annotation, biological process: melanocyte differentiation; regulation of transcription by RNA polymerase II. The coding region runs from base 89 to 1345 and encodes 418 amino acids. NCBI's taxonomy places the organism in Eukaryota, Metazoa, Chordata, Actinopteri, Chaetodontiformes, Chaetodontidae. Gene Ontology annotation, molecular function: RNA polymerase II cis-regulatory region sequence-specific DNA binding; DNA-binding transcription factor activity, RNA polymerase II-specific; protein dimerization activity. Gene Ontology annotation, cellular component: nucleus. The record is from RefSeq and is a predicted model, not a curated record. The transcript has 7 exons.